Molecule: messenger RNA, 1926 nt
Organism: Nothobranchius furzeri (turquoise killifish)
Lineage: Eukaryota; Metazoa; Chordata; Actinopteri; Cyprinodontiformes; Nothobranchiidae
Gene: tmbim6
Product: testis enhanced gene transcript (BAX inhibitor 1)
Biological process (GO): negative regulation of apoptotic signaling pathway; cellular response to unfolded protein; negative regulation of endoribonuclease activity
Cellular component (GO): mitochondrial membrane
Molecular function (GO): enzyme binding
Source: RefSeq, a predicted model, not a curated record
UGCUCGUUAGCGUGACACAACAGGAAGUGCGCUUUAUCAUUAUUACAAGCUAUAGCUCUCUGUAGAUAGUUACACGUUUAGUCACCGGCACGGUAAAACAUAAAUACCGAAUCUGUUCAUUAACCAUCAACAACGUAAAAAUAGGUGUGAUUCGACAUCUUCGCCGAAGUCUUCUGGGCGUUUCCAUGGUGACAUCAGCAGGCUGCUUCGAGCUGACUGACACGUACUGGUUUGUUAACAAACUGUGGCGGAGGAACAGUAAAGAAGCCCAAAAGCCAGGAGCGCAGAGAGGAGGUAUAGUUGGACUGAAACAUCGAGAUUGUUCCCGAUUUCACCAUGAAUAUGUUUGACCGCAGCAUCAACACCGAUGCACUCUUCAGGUUCUCCCAAAUAUCCCACUCCACCCAGGUGCACUUGAAGAAUGUGUACUCCAGCCUGUCUCUUUGUAUGUUCGUGGCUGCAGCUGGAUCCUAUGUCCAUGUUGUCACCCGCCUCUUUCAGGGCGGACUUCUGUCCGUGCUCGGCUCGCUGGCGAUGAUGUUCUGGCUCGCCAUGACCCCCCACAGCCCUGAGACGGAGAAGAAGAGACUGGCUAUCCUCGCAGCCUUUGCCUUCCUCACAGGCGUCGGCCUCGGCCCCACUCUGGACUUUGUCAUCGCUAUUAACCCGAGCAUCAUUGUGACAGCCUUUCUGGGAACCUCUGUGAUCUUCGUCUGCUUCACUCUCAGCGCCCUUUAUGCUAAACGCCGGAGCUACCUGUUCCUGGGGGGCACUCUGAUGUCUGGCCUCUCCAUCCUCUUCCUCAUGUCCCUGAUGAAUGUGCUCUUUGGAUCUCUGAUGCUGUUCAAGGCGCACAUGUACCUUGGGCUGCUCAUCAUGUGUGGCUUUGUCCUCUUUGACACUCAGCUCAUCAUUGAAAAAGCAGAGAAUGGAGACAAAGACUAUGUGUGGCACUGUGUGGACUUGUUCCUUGAUUUCAUCACCAUCUUCAGGAAGUUGAUGAUCAUCCUCGCCAUGAAUGAUAAGGACAAGAAGAAGGAAAAGAAGUAAACACAGCAGCAGGGAAAAGAGAGAAAGAAAAGGCACGAUCUGCGACGCAUUUGGUGCUUUCCCCUUUGUCCUAAUUUCUUGAUCUAACUAUUCUGUGGUCUUACAUUUUCUGAAUCUUUUGACAUGUUUUUGAACCUUCUGAGCGUUGGCCGUUAGAUUCAGCUCCGUACCGGUGACCUCAUCGGCGCUGCAAUCCUCAUGCUUGGUCUCUAGAGGGAAGCGUUGUCUAAUCAAUUCCAGCAUCGCUUCACGAAGAUGUUCAUGUUACUGUUAUUUAGUGCCAUAAAAAAGGAGAUGAUAGAAUGGUUUUGAAGAAUCUUGUAGGCUAAUUACUUUAUUUAAUUCUUCUUCAUUUGCCUGUUUAUAGUUUCUCUCUGUGCGUCUUAAUAGUCUUAUGAUUAGUGCUCGCCCAGAAUUUAGACAAAAGAGGCUCCUUCUCAGAUUUAUUGUUUUUUUUUUUCUUUCAGAUUUCAUUAUGAAUCAGAAUAGUGAGUUGUGGUUAUCCCCCCCCCCACACACACACACACACACACACACACACACCCUCCCAGGAAAUCCCGGUCAGUCUCAUCCAGAUGGAAGAAGCCACCGGGUGGACUAGUUUUGGACAGGUUGAUGUAGGAGACUGUGCCAUCUGUCAGUUUUCCUCUUUUCCACCUUGGCUAACAGACUGGUCACUUAUCUGACUGCUCUUCUUGUAAAUUUUCCCCAUUUCUUCUGUCUAAACGGCAGUUUGCCAAAUGAUGUAACAUUAACCUGAAUAUUUGGCAUCAUGGCUUAUUGUUUGUUUGGAAAAUGUAAACUGUGAAGGAUUUUUGUUGAUGUAAAACAAACUACUAAUUUGAUACAUUUGCUCUAAUAAAUGUGUUGACCAUA